CUCACUUUUGUCUACAGACAAGGAAAAGGCUUGAAGCACCUUAGGAUACUUCAAGAGGACCUGAGUGACAAUGAGCGAUCACUCCCUGAAGCAGAUGCAGGACAGCCACAGCAGUCCUCUCCUGCCAGAGCCCUCGUCCAGCAGACGCAAAGCCUACGAAUCAGACUUCGCCAGCGCCACCUGGCCCCCAAGCCCCCAGGACACGCACCCCGCGCUGCCCCUCCUGGAAAUGCCGGAAGAAAAGGAUCUUCGGUCGUCUGAUGAAGGCAGCCACAUUGUGAAAAUCGAAAAACUCAAUGAAAGGAGUAAAAAGACAGAGAGCGAGGUGCCCCCUCGCGGGUCCUCUGGCCAACGUGGCUUCAGCCUCUUUCAAGCCAUGGGCUACCUCACCGGCGAAAUGAAGGAGUACAGGAACUGCCUGAAAGACAAGCCCCUGGUCCUCCAGUUCAUAGACUGGGUCCUGCGGGGCACAGCCCAGGUGAUGCUGGUCAACAACCCUCUCAGUGGACUCAUCAUCUUCGUGGGGCUUGUCAUCCAGAAUCCCUGGUGGGCCAUUACUGGGAUCCUGGGAACAGUGGUCUCCACCUUUACUGCCCUCAUCUUGAGCCAAGACAGGUCGGCCAUUGCCUCAGGACUCCACGGGUACAACGGGAUGCUGGUGGGGAUGCUGAUACCUGUGUUCUCGGAGAAGAAUGACUACUUCUGGUGGCUUCUGCUUCCUGUCAUCUUUGCAACCAUGGCCUGCCCAGUUGUUUCGAGUGCCUUGAAUUCAGUCUUCAGCAAGUGGGACCUCCCAGUCUUCACCCUGCCCUUCAACAUCAUAUUGACCACAUACCUGACAGCCACUGGCCACUACAACCUCUUCUUCCCCACAACACUGGUAGAGCCUGUGUCUUCAGUGCCCAAUAUCACCUGGACAGAGAUCGAAAUGCCCUUGCUGUUACAGGCCAUCCCUGUCGGUGUCGCCCAGGUGUACGGCUGCGACAAUCCCUGGACAGGUGGUUUGAUCCUGGUGGCUCUGUUCAUCUCCUCGCCACUCAUCUGCUUGCACGCAGCCAUUGGGUCCAUCGUGGGGAUGCUGGCAGCUCUCUCCGUGGCCACACCCUUCCCAUCCAUCUACAUGGGUCUCUGGAGCUACAACUGUGUCCUCUCCUGCAUCGCCAUUGGGGGCAUGUUCUACGCGCUCACCUGGCAGACCCACCUGCUGGCCCUCUUCUGCGCCCUGUUCUGUGCAUACAUGGGAACAGCCUUCUCCAACAUCUUGGCAGUGAUUGGCGUGCCAUCAGGCACCUGGCCAUUCUGCGUGUCCUCCCUCAUCUUCCUCCUGAUGACGACCAACAACCCUGCCAUCUACAAACUCCCACUCAGCAAAGUCACCUACCCAGAGGCCAACCGCAUCUACUACCUGACAAUGAAGAGCAGUGAAGAAGAGAAGUCCCCAAGUGGUGACUAGCCAAGCCCCAGGCAGACCUGCCCUUUGCCUGCAGCUAGGGUCUGCCCCUGGGAUCUCAGCUCUGGACCAAUCAGCUGCCGCACUCCGCUUCUUUGCCUGCCCUUGCCUCUGUAUCGAAUCAAACACAAGUGUAACUCCCUUGCCCUGAAAGCUGAUUGUCUCUCUCUGCCCAAGUAUCUAUUGUGUGACAUUAAAGGAAGUUGGUUAUGAGCUUGCCAGAGGUAGAAGCCAGCAGUGUCU
Molecule: messenger RNA, 1693 nt
Organism: Oryctolagus cuniculus (rabbit)
Lineage: Eukaryota; Metazoa; Chordata; Mammalia; Lagomorpha; Leporidae
Source: RefSeq, a predicted model, not a curated record